AUGCAAGCGGUGACUCACACCGGGCUACUUGAUGUGAUGACGCGACGAGACGAGCGCGUACUGUUCCAGGUGGGGGUGCAGCCGCCUGCCCGCGCCGUGUGCCAGCGGCUCGUCAAGCCCCGCCCUUCGGUCUACCUCGUCGUACCUCCGCUCGAGGACCCAUCUUCUUCUUCUUCUUCUUCGUCUUCUUCAUCUUCGUCGUCGUCGGCCGAGGGCGAGUCCCUGAGGCGCCUCUACGCUGCGCUGGACUCGACUAGGCCGAGCGGGGGCGUGUUCGUGGUGGCCUCGGUCGUGAGGCUCGACAGCGGCGCCCCCCUGCCGCGCGGCGUCGAUGGCCAGUCCACGGUGCGGCUAGAGAAGGUGUAA
Acanthamoeba castellanii str. Neff is the source of this 366-nucleotide messenger RNA. RefSeq lists its product as uncharacterized. Lineage: Eukaryota; Discosea; Longamoebia; Acanthamoebidae. The transcript has 2 exons. The coding region runs from base 1 to 366 and encodes 121 amino acids. The record is from RefSeq and is a predicted model, not a curated record.